Molecule: messenger RNA, 2004 nt
Organism: Ectocarpus siliculosus
Lineage: Eukaryota; Phaeophyceae; Ectocarpales; Ectocarpaceae
Source: the annotation of a GenBank genome assembly
AUGAACGGGUUCAAGGGCGGGAAUCGGUUCGUAGGCGGCGCGCAGUUCAAGGGCUCAAAUUCAAGCCGAAAUGGUCAGCACGGCGGUGGCGGCGGGGGGGCGGGGGGGAAAUCCUGUGGCGGGUGUCUGCAGGUGCGAGAGGCGCUGCGUCGGUCCCGCGUUGAGUGCCGGGACCUGAGGGGGUCGCUCUUCCGGGCAGAGCACGUGAUCAAGCAGCUGACUUUGACCAAGGCCACCCGACGGCGAGGGCCGAACCAAAGUGGUAACUACACGGCUCAGCUCGGCCUUCAACUAUCUUUGUCGUCACCAUCAUUAGCAGGAGGAGCAACAGCAGCAGCAAUAACAACAACAUCUGGCGAGCAGGAACGGAGGUUGGUUCCCCAAAUGCUGACCACCAGUGCCGGUUGUGGUGGCGAACGAGGGGGGAGCAGUUCAAGCAGCCGGAACGAUGGGCAUGCCGGCGAAGCGCCGUCUCGCGAAAAUCUCUUGUCCAGGGUGCGGGAACUGGAGCGAGAGCUUCGCCUUGCCGAUUUUCGGGACGCGAGGAGCUUGGGGGCGGCUGUAGGAGCAGAGCAUAGUCGCGCACGGAAGAACAGCAUGGACGAUGAGGUGAACCUCAACAAAAGCGACAGUGACCACGAUGCUAAUUUUUCGCCAUCGAAAUCACCCUCGUCGGCAUCGUUGAGGAGGGCGCUGGGGAAAACGAGCGGCACUGGCAGCAGCAGUAGUAGCGGGGUGUGGGAUUGGGAGGGUCCGCCUCCGUGCCGAAAGUGCUCCGUGUUGAACGAUCGGCUGCUGGGCGAGGCGACCAAGGUUAACGGGCUGAUGAGGCGGAUUCAAGAGCACCAAGAAGAGCUCAAACGCCUCCAGGGGGAAAUUGUUAGGACCAGCGGCGCACACGCAAAGGCGAUCGAGAUGCAGGAGAAAGUGGACGCGCUCACGAGUCAAGCGGAAGGGCAGACGAGGGCGAAGGAGAAGGCCGGGGCCGAGAUGGAGCGGCUGGUCGCCGACCUGGACCGCACGAGAACCCAAGCCACUGAACACGAGGGACAGGCUCGGAGAGCGUUGGAGCAGCAACAGGCGUUGCAGGAUGAACUGUUCUCCAAGGAAAGCCUCCUGGGACAGGCGGCGAAAGAGCUCGAAACCGCUCGGGCCGCCCUCGAGUCCGAGAGGGCCUCGCGAGAGCAGACGGAUCGCACAGUGGUAGCCCUGCGGAGGAAGGUGGCGGGGGAGAGGGCCGGCGCCGGCAAGACCAAGGGGGAAUUGGCGGCAGCAAAGGCGGCGCGGAGGCACUCGGAAUCGCAGGCGGCUGCCGCGGACGCGACUCACCGAAAGGCCUUGAAAGCCGCCCUCAACAACUGCGUUCGCCUGUGCGUGGUAGCGCCUACCGUCAACAUCAACCUGGACGACCGCAGCCGCUCCUUCUGCUCCGGCCUCCCGGAGGAAAGGAUCCGCGCGUUCGUGGAGGAGUCGGUGCUGCCGCGCUUCACCCGCGUCCUCCUGCAACCGGGGUCCGAAGGAGGCUCGGCGCCACCGGCGCUGCCGUCGCCGUCGGCAAGCAACAGCAGCAGUGGCCGCGGCGGUGGCGUCAGGGUUCCCACCAAGGGUGCUAGGAUUCCUCCGACCGCAUCCGUGUCCCUGUCCUCGCCCUUGAAUCGCACCAGCACUAGAAGCGGCAGCGACAAGAAGAAACUUGGGGCGGCAUCAUCUCCGGUUGUGAUGCCCACGGCGGCGGCGGCGGCGGUCGAUGACCCAGCCGUCGACCACCAAGAAAGCUUGGCACAGAGCGAGGAUGAAGACAAGCGCGACGUUGGGGGCGGGGGUAGCGGCCGGGGUGCUGGCCAGGGACAGGGUGACUUCGACAAGUGGCUGAGAGACCUACUCGUUGAUAUGCAGACGUCGAUAGAGAGGCACGUGGCGAGUGUUUUCCAGACCCAGACGGCGGCGACCGCUGCCGCCGUAGGUGGUACCGCGAGCGGGGGCACCUCGAGCUUGAGGCGGUAA